This is a messenger RNA of Penicillium soppii, 747 nucleotides long. Its product is annotated as phosphatidylglycerophosphatase. The record is from RefSeq and is a predicted model, not a curated record. NCBI's taxonomy places the organism in Eukaryota, Fungi, Ascomycota, Eurotiomycetes, Eurotiales, Aspergillaceae. The transcript has a single exon. Gene Ontology annotation, molecular function: phosphatidylglycerophosphatase activity. The coding region runs from base 1 to 747 and encodes 248 amino acids.
AUGGCUGGAUCCCCCAAUUCCAACCUCUGGGGCUUCAACUACGCCGUCCAAACCCUCCUCAAACAACCCUCCCAAUUCCUCCCGCACCUCACCAUCCCAACAUUCACUCAUCUCCCCGAGAACCUAGGCGCACACCUAGUAAGCUCGAAGCAAGCCCAACCCGCUCUCGAAAAAUCACGCACGCCCUUAAUCCGCGCCCUGGUUCUGGACAAAGACAACACGCUCUGCGCCGCAAAAACAACUACUUUCCCACCCCAAAUCCUCUCCAAGUUGUCCUCCCUCCGCAACUCCCCAACAUCUCCCUUCAACAUCUCCCAAAACCCGCACUCAAUUCUCAUCGUCUCAAACCGCGCCGGCAGCCACGCAUCCUUCGACAACGAAGUCCACGAUCUAGAAGCUCAGCUUGCGCAUCUUAAGAUCCCCGUUUUCAGACUUCCAUCUGGUACGGAGAAGAAGCCUUUCUGUGGCAACGAGGUUGUGCAAUGGUUCCGGGACCGGGGUGUCGUUGAGUCCUCGCAUGAGAUUGCCGUUGUCGGGGAUCGAUUGGGGACAGAUGUUCUCAUGGCUGGGAUGAUGGGGUCGUGGAGUGUUUGGUGCAAGGAGGGGGUUUUUGAGAUUGGGGAGGAAGGUAAGCCCGAGCGGAAUAUUUUGGAGAAGAUGGAGGUUUGGAUAGAGAAGUUCCUCCGCGGGAGGGGGCUUGAAGCGCCUUUGCCCAAGGGGUGGGAGGGAAAGGCAAAACUUGAGUGA